AUUCCUGGACAAAAUGGCGGCUCAGGGGAGCGUCUUGCGGCGCUUCGCUGUGAGAGCAGGCGGGCGGCGGCUUUUAUCUCAGAGCCAGAGCGCAGCGGCCGCUCUCACCGCGGAACAACUGGCGGAGAAAGUACGCGCUCAGAAAAGGGAGCGGCAAAAAACACAACAAGAAGUUCCAAAAGAUCCAGUACUGAGGCGUGUACGAGAACUCAUUCAGCUCACCCAACAGCUGCAGCGGGUUCAUCCGAAUGUGUUGGCCAAAGCACUCAAACAGGGGAUGCUGUACCAGAAUGAAGAGAUUGUGGUGAUUAAUAAACCAUAUGGCCUCCCUGUACAUGGUGGUCCUGGGGUUAAAACUUGCAUCACAGAUGUGCUGCCCAUCCUGGCGAAGAUGUUGGGUGGCAUGAAUGCCAAACCUCUGCAUCUGUGUCACCGGCUAGACAAAGAGACAACAGGUGUGAUGGUGCUGGCGCGGGACGAGGGCACUGCACACAAGAUCCAGGAGUUCUUCAGAACCCGACAAGUGGAAAAGAAAUACUGGGCGAUCAGCAUUGGAACACCAGAGCCAGAAGAUGGGCUGGUGGACAUUCCCAUUGUGGAGAAAGAAGUGGAGAGCCACCAGUCGCACUUCAAAAUGACGCUUGCUCCAAACUAUCGCAUUUCCCAUGAGAAUGGGAAGACAUACAAGGUACGCCAGCAUAAAGAUGCCCAGGUGGCGGUGACCCGCUACCGAGUUCUGAGUAGCUCUUCUUCUUGUUCCCUCCUUGAACUCCAACCAGUCACAGGAGUAAAACAUCAGCUCCGAGUCCACUUGGCCUAUGGCUUGGGCUGUCCAGUCCUUGGAGACCACAAGUACUCACACUGGAGCAAGCUGGCACCACAGAAGCUUCCCAAAGUUACGCUGAAGAGAUUGGGUUUGGAACAGGUCAAAGCCCGUUACCUCCCUCUCCACCUACAUGCCCGUGAGCUGACCCUGCCUGAUGGAAAUGGGAGUGAAGAGAAGAAAAUCCAUUUAGCCUGCAAACUACCCCGCUUCUUCUUUCAGUCCUUACGGCACUUGAAGCUGGAAUUUCCAGAGAUGGAGAAUAAACCCUAAAGGCUCCAGGGCUAAAGGACUUCGCUUGGAGUUAUCGUGCGACCGCAUUGUGAAGUUUGUCACAGUGGGCUUACCUCUCUU
Eublepharis macularius is the source of this 1177-nucleotide messenger RNA. RefSeq names its product RNA pseudouridine synthase D4 (gene RPUSD4). The record is from RefSeq and is a predicted model, not a curated record. The transcript has 8 exons. The coding region runs from base 14 to 1096 and encodes 360 amino acids. NCBI's taxonomy places the organism in Eukaryota, Metazoa, Chordata, Lepidosauria, Squamata, Eublepharidae. Gene Ontology annotation, molecular function: RNA binding; pseudouridine synthase activity. Gene Ontology annotation, biological process: pseudouridine synthesis.